AUGACUGAUAGUAACGACUUGCCUUUCCGAGCAGAAUAUGCAAAAUCCAACCGAGCUGCGUGCAAACUUUGUCGUAGCAACAUUGGCAAAGAUACUCUCCGUUUAGCAGUGAUGGUGCAGUCCAUGCAUUUUGACGGAAAGGUCCCCAAUUGGUAUCAUUUCAGUUGUUUCUUUAAGAAAAAUAGCGCAUGUAGUGAAGGAGAUAUCGGUGGAUUUGGAUCGUUACGAUGGGAUGACCAAGAGAAAUUAAGAAAAAAUAUUGUAUCCGGUAACAGCAGCACGCAAGGAAAUGUUAUUCACUUUACUGGCUUAAAAACGGAAUACGCAAAGUCUAGUCGUGGUUCUUGCAGAUGUUGUGGUGAAAUUAUCGAAAAGGACGAUGUCCGUAUAGGACAUGAUCGGCCUCCUGAUCCAGAUUCUCGUGUUGCAAUGUUAAACUUUAUAACAUAUUGGUACCAUCCUGGUUGCUUUCAAGAUAUUCGAAGUGAUUUAGAUAUUCCAGAUACUGUCGGUGUUGAGUCGUUAAAGGACUUUAAGAAAUUGAAAAAGCCAGAUCAAAAGGAAUUAACAGACUUAUUAGGCGCAACAAAAGUAGAGAAACCUAAAGGGAAAAAGCGAGGUAAUGCAAGUAAGAACGAUCAACCAGCGAAAAAACAGAAAACUGAAGAAGAAAUUGAUGAAGAGUCCAAAUUAAAGGAACAAAGUAAGCUUUUAUGGGGUAUUCACGAUAAAUUGAAAAAAACUUGUACCCUAGACAUGUUAAGAACUAUGCUAUGCAAUAACAAUCAAAAUAUUCCUAGCGGCGAGAGCAGACUGCUAGAGUGCUGUACUGAUGGAAUGGCAUUUGGUGCGCUACAACAAUGUGAGGAAUGUAAAGACGGACAACUAGUGUACAGUUCUUCCAGUAAUGGAUAUCGUUGCACUGGUAAUGUAACUAGCUGGACAAAGUGUAUGUUUGAGACACAAGCACCAAAAAGAAAGCCUUGGAAGAUUUCUAAAAGUCUUCGCAAUGAUUCGGACUUUUUGAAGGAUUUUAAAUUCAAGGCAGGAGAAAGAAUUUUUCCAAAGUUAACGCAAAAAGCUCCAACCACACCUACAACAGCUAUAACAACACCGUCCGCUAAAUGUCUUAAAGGUGUAGCUAUUGUAAUCAUUGGCAAGCUUAGUAAAACCCAGGCUGCACUUAAAAAAGAUAUUGAAAGUCUAGGUGGAACCGUUGAAAAGGAUCUUUCUUCAGAUAUAGUACUGUGUAUCAGCUCGAAUGGCGAAGUGAAGAAAAACGGAAAGAAAAUAAAAGAAGCUAGGGAAUUAAAAUUGCCUAUCGUUGAUGAAGAUUUCUUGACUGCUGUUACUGACGGAGAUCCGAAAGCACUUGUAUCUAAACACAAUAUUGUUGAUUGGACUGAUGGAACGGUAUACAGUAAGAGUAGCGUUAUCAAAAUGAAAGUGAAGGGUAAAGCGGCCGUAGAUCCACAGUCAGGAAAAGCAGAGACUUGCCAUGUACUAGAAGGCCCAAACAAUGCUGUCUAUAGUGUCACUCUUGGAUUAGUCGACAUUAUACGUGGUACUAAUUCGUUUUAUAAAAUUCAAGCUUUAGGGAGUGAUGUCGGAAAUAAAUAUUUCAUUUUUCGAUCUUGGGGUCGAGUCGGUACCAAAAUUGGUGGCAAAAAAGUUGAACAAUUACAUAAACAUGAAGUUGUAUCCGAAUUUGAAGCAGUUUACUAUGAAAAGACAGGAAAUACCUUUCGUAAUCGAAAUUCAUUCGAAAAAGUACCUGGCAAGUUCUAUCCGAUUGAUAUAGAUUAUGGCCAGGAUGACGAAGCACUUCAGGCUAGUGCAGUAGCAGCUGGCAGCUGUAGUCAGUUACCUUCUGCAAUAAUCGAUCUCAUUAAGCUAAUCUUUGAUGUACAAGCUAUGAAAGCAGCUCUUAUCGAGUUUGAGAUUGAUUUGAAGAAGAUGCCGUUAGGAAAUUUAUCAAAAAAACAGAUUGAAGAUGCGUAUCAAGUACUUGGUAACCUGCAAGAUCUUAUUUCAAAUCAAAGCAGUCGAACUAAAAUUGUGGAUGCAACGAAUAAAUUUUACACAUUGAUUCCGCACGAUUUUGGAUUGAAAGCACCUGCUAUCUUAGAUGAUCCAAAAUUGAUACAAGCCAAGACAUCCAUGUUGGAUGAUCUAUUGGAUAUUGCCGUUGCUUAUAAUUUGAUUAAAACAGCAAAAGACUCCGGGAAGGAUCCUGUCGAUACUCACUAUGAGAGCUUAAAAACAGAUCUUGAUCUUUUAGAUUAUGGAAGUGACGAGUUUGAAAUGGUACAAAAAUAUACUAAAAAUACUCAUGCUUCAACUCAUAGUUCAUAUACGUUAGAAGUUAAAGAGGUGUUUAAAGUUAAUAGGCAUGGAGAAGAGGGAAGAUACGAAGACUAUAAAGAUUUUCAUAACCGGAUGCUAUUAUGGCAUGGCUCUCGUGUUACAAAUUUUGUUGGUAUAUUGUCGCAGGGGUUGAGAAUUGCCCCUCCUGAAGCACCUGUUACCGGAUACAUGUUUGGCAAAGGGGUCUACUUUGCAGGUUUAAAGAUUCUAAGUGCAAAUUACUGCAAUACAAAUUCUGGAAGUCCAACAGGAUUAUUACUACUUUGUGAAGUAGCCCUUGGUAACAUGCAUGAGCUAAAGCAGUCUAAAUAUAUCACAAAAUUACCAAAGGAUACGCAUAGCACUAAAGGUCUCGGAGGAACAGCACCAAAUCCAUCACAAGCUAUAACGCUUGAAAAUGGCACCGUGGUACCAUUAGGCAAAUCAUCAAAGUCUAAAGUGACUAAUUCCAGUUUAUUAUACAACGAAUAUAUCGUUUACGAUGUCUCACAAAUAAGAAUGAAGUACCUUGUGAGGAUGAAAUUCAAUUACAAGUACUAA
Messenger RNA from Trichoplax adhaerens, 2907 nucleotides. RefSeq lists its product as uncharacterized. Gene Ontology annotation, cellular component: nucleus. Bases 1 to 2907 code for a protein of 968 amino acids. The record is from RefSeq and is a predicted model, not a curated record. Lineage: Eukaryota; Metazoa; Placozoa; Uniplacotomia; Trichoplacea; Trichoplacidae. Gene Ontology annotation, molecular function: NAD binding; DNA binding; zinc ion binding. The transcript is spliced from 28 exons.